AGCAAUCUGAGAAACCCUGCAUUUCACAUAGUUCCAGAGUAGAAAAACUGACAACCUGCUCAGUACUUAAAACCAGGGAAACUGGGGUUAGUGUUUAAAAUUCAGAGCAGAGCUUUUUUGUGACAUCUGUUGCUUUUGGAAAUUGCUUUUAUUUCAUCCGAUGACUAUUCAAUCCAUUCGAAGGGACAUCUCUUGCCCCCCUCAGAACCCCAACUGCACCAGUACUGUGGAGUCCCUCAAGGGUGUCUGGAAUGACACAGAAGCUAAUGCCUACAAACUGGUGGACCUGCCUCCUGUAGCCCCAACAGAAAUGACAGUGCAAGAUGUUCCUCAUGCCUUCCCUACACUGGAUGUUCCAGACCAUGCCCACUACACAAUUGGAACUGUCAUUCUGGUGGUGGGGAUCACUGGAACGCUGGGUAACUUCCUGGUCAUCUAUGCUUUCUGCAGGAGUAGGAGCCUUCGAACUCCAGCCAACAUGUUUAUCAUCAAUCUAGCUAUUAGCGACUUCCUAAUGUCCAUCACACAGGCUCCAAUUUUCUUCACUACCAGUCUCCACAAGCACUGGAUUUUUGGCAAGAAAGGUUGUGAGCUGUAUGCCUUCUGCGGAGCCCUUUUUGGCAUUACAUCCAUGAUCACAUUGAUGGCAAUCGCCCUGGACAGAUAUUUUGUGAUCACACGACCACUGGCCUCCAUUGUGGUGAUGUCCAAGAAGAAGGCUUUGAUAAUCCUGCUAGGAGUCUGGCUGUACUCUUUGGCUUGGAGCCUCCCACCCUUCUUUGGAUGGAGUGCUUAUGUUCCUGAGGGUUUGUUGACUUCUUGUUCCUGGGACUAUGUGACCUUUACCCCAUCAGUCCGUGCCUAUACAAUGCUCCUCUUCUGCUUUGUCUUCUUCAUUCCUUUGAUUGCCAUCAUAUACAGUUAUGUCUUCAUCUUCAAGGCUAUCAAGAAUACCAAUGAGGCUGUUCAGAACAUUGGUUCUGAUGCUAAUAAAGUAUCCCAGAGACAGUAUCAGAAGAUGAAGAAUGAAUGGAAAAUGGCCAAAAUUGCCUUGAUUGUCAUCUUACUUUACGUCAUUUCCUGGUCACCAUAUUCUGUUGUAGCUCUGGUGGCUUUUGCUGGGUAUUCCCAUCUCCUGACACCCUUUAUGAACACCGUACCAGCUGUGAUUGCCAAAGCUUCUGCCAUCCACAACCCCAUCAUUUAUGCCAUAACUCAUCCCAAAUACAGAAUGGCCAUUGCAAAGUAUGUGCCGUGCCUUCGACCCCUGCUAAGAGUUUCUCGUAAAGACUCCAGGUCUUGCAGCAGGUAUCUCUCAACCAGACGAUCCACUAUUACCAGCCAGUCUGAGAUAAGUGGACUGCAGAAAGGAAAGAGAUGGCAAGCCUCUCUCUCAGACAGUGAAUCAGGCUGGACUGAUACAGAAGUUGAUGUCGUUAGUGUCAUCUCCAGACCAGUCAGUAAACAGCUUUCCUAUGAAAUAGGCAAAUACGCUGUUGAAACCAGUGACACAAAAGCCAAAUCUAAACUGAAAAGCCAUGAUUCUGGGAUUUUUGAAAAGACUUCUGAAGAUGCCGAUGACAUUUCCAUGGUGGAGCUGAAUGUCAGAGAGUCCAUUUCCUCUCCUGUUGCCCUGCCAUCUGGAAUCUAUAGCCUUGAGGAAAUGCAAACAGGUGAGGGCCUGAAUGGCACUGGACUACGAAAAGGAGACUCUCACUCAAGACUAUCUGCAGCCCAGAUACCCAGCAUUAUAAUAACAUACAGCAAUGUCCAGGGAAUAGAACAGCCUUCUGAAUACACCUCUGGCCUCGGGUUCCCUGAGAACAGUAGCCACAACCAGGAUAAGGACUACAGUAGCCAACCAGACAGACGGUACCAGGGUGUUGCCUUAGCCAGUAUCACAGGAGGAACCACAGAUCAACUGAGCGCAGAAGACCUUCCAAAACUGCUCUGAUCCAUGGAAAGUCACCAUUCCUAUAGUGACACAACACAAGAUAAGCCAAGGGUAAAAAGAAGAAGCUGAACCAGCAUCUGAGCUCUCUCCAGUGGUUGGUUUCUUGUUUUAGCUCUUGUGUUAGAACAAGUAUAUUAUUUCUCCACAAUCUAGAUUAUGACAUUACUCUUUUCACUUGGAUUUCUGUUCAGGAAUUAGCAACUAUUGCAUGAAC
Mauremys mutica (yellowpond turtle) is the source of this 2168-nucleotide messenger RNA. RefSeq names its product opsin 4 (gene OPN4). The coding region runs from base 161 to 1954 and encodes 597 amino acids. The record is from RefSeq and is a predicted model, not a curated record. The transcript has 12 exons. Gene Ontology annotation, molecular function: G protein-coupled receptor activity. Gene Ontology annotation, cellular component: membrane. Gene Ontology annotation, biological process: visual perception; G protein-coupled receptor signaling pathway. NCBI's taxonomy places the organism in Eukaryota, Metazoa, Chordata, Testudines, Geoemydidae.